CUGUGCGGUCAGCCUAAUGGGCAGGAGACGAGAAUGUUGAACAGUUAAGAGUUAAGUGACAAAGCGCGUGACUAAUCGAUAUCAGAGUAAAGCAAUGAACAGAAACAGCAGUGAGUGAGAAGUGUCAUACAAAUCAGUCUCGUGAUUAGUGUUUCCUACCAUAUAUUUUGCUGUGACAUUCGUAUUUUGUUUGAUUGAGUAAUGGGAAUCUAUCGUCUAGAAAGUUACCUAGAAAAAGACGUCCCUAAUCAAUUUUGCUGGCAGGUAUCUAUUAAGAAACUGGCUGAUGAAUUUAGGGACCAAACCAACAGAGAUCCUGUGAUGAUUGUUGACGGUUCGUAUUCUCUGAGGACGAUCUACGUUCAAAGUGGCGAAGAGUGGAUGCAGGGCGGUCAGAUGAAGAAUUUCGUGAAGACCAUGAAGAAAUUCGUAUCUACGUUUGAGGGAAUUGGGGUGCGAGUGAUGUUCUUCUUUGAUGGGAUCACUCAGGAACAGAAGAGGGGUGAAUGGUUACAAAGAAGGGGUUCUCAGAUAAAAAAGGUUAUGGACUUGUUUAAUAACCUGAACAACAAAAAUGUUGAGAAGUCAAAGUAUUCUAGUUUCCUGUUGCCACCUCUAAUUGGAGCCACUGGUCGGUUCAUAGCCAAGUUUGAGUGCGGAUGUGACGUUCGAAUAUCUAUAUCUGAAUGUGAUGCGGAGAUAGCAGAAUAUGCCCAGCGCGAAGGCUGCUUUGCCAUCUUGUCUCGGGACACUGACUUCAUCCUCCUAGAUGGUGCUCGUCACUACCUGUCAAUUGAACGGCUAGACAUGGCAAAAAUGACUACAGUUACUUACAGUCGAGAGGGCCUCUUAGACUUCUUGAAGAUUAACCAACAACAGCUGUUUCUGCUGGCUAGCCUACUGGGCAAUGACACUGUUCACUUUCAUAAACUGAAACACUUCCACAAACGGUUCUCCCACACUGGAUAUAUCUUUGAAGUCCUACCUGGUAUUGUUGAGUAUAUCAAUAAAUGGAAUUUCAUCGGCUACUACAAGGAUGAGGACCUGCGUGAGAUAGCAAGGGAUGUGUUUGGAGAUGAAAAUAUGGCCAAUGACCUUUCAGUUAGCAUUAAAAGUUACCUCCCACCCUCUAGAGAGAGAACUGGAAUAACUCCUAUGAAUGACAUACAAGACAAAAACUGGCAGCAGAUCCUGGAGUUAGCUCGAGAGAAGCACUGUUUUUCUCAGGCUGUCCCAUCCAUGUACCCUGUCAUGUUGGGGAAGGCAUAUGAGCUGUCAAUUUCUCUGGAGAACUAUGGUAGUAGUGACACAGUGCCCACUGCAAAGAUAUACCAGCCACUAAGGCAACGAAUAUAUGGGGUGCUUCUCCAUGAGAAACCUACGGCUACUACUGUCAAGGAGUGGUGCAUUGACAGCAAGACGAUCCCUACCGAACCAACCGAAGUCUCAGUUAUGAGAAUUUGUAACAUUGAAAGAUUCCACCCGGGGCUUAUAAAGCUGUGGGACGAAACAUGUGAGCCUUAUUGCAGGUGGCAUUUGUUUGCACAGAGUUUAACAGAAGAGAAAAAAUUGGAUGCCAAGAUGCUUGAGAGACUGGGUUUACCAUAUGCUGUCCCAGUUGCAGUGCUUUUCUACUUGUUAAAUGAGUGCACAGAGGUACUGACAGAAGUAGACGUAGAUGUGAUUCUUGCUCAGGCAGUUCUUGUCAGGUUGUACACCUGUGACAAUUUAAAGGACAUCAGGUACCAACACGCAGAACCAACAGUUAUUCAUCUGUCCACCAUCUUCAACAGGGGUGUGACCACAGUUCUGUUCCUGCUUUCUGCAUGUGGCUUUGAAUUGAAGGAGGCAAUGCCAUGGCUUUACUUUGAUGGUAAACUCUUCCAACAAAAAUACAAUGAGGCAAAGAGGAAACGGGCAACCCAGGAGAAGCUGUGUGAAGACAAGAAAGAAGUAUUGCUCAAAUUCAGAGAAAUGAAAAGGCUUGUGCUGCCACAAAUUUCAUGGCGGUAAUUUCAGGAGUCAGCCCUCAUUCCUCCAAGUAUGUUGGCUGUGAAGAAGUUGAUAACAUUGUUAUUGUUGAAAGAUGGGCUUUCAUGUGCGCUUUUUCAGUACAAAAUUUUUGUAUGAAUAAACACCAUAUUUUGUACUACAAAUACUGAUGUGUCUAGAUGUCACAGAAAUGCAAUAGGAAUGCAAAAUGUAAUAUUUUAAUAAAACACAUUGUCCAUCCAUA
Molecule: messenger RNA, 2236 nt
Organism: Zootermopsis nevadensis
Lineage: Eukaryota; Metazoa; Arthropoda; Insecta; Blattodea; Termopsidae
Product: constitutive coactivator of peroxisome proliferator-activated receptor gamma
Cellular component (GO): nucleus
Molecular function (GO): nuclease activity
Source: RefSeq, a predicted model, not a curated record